AGAAAUCUCUGCCGGUGUUGUUGGGUUUGUUGUUUUUGGGUUGAACGCAACGAGGAAGUAGACCUACUAUGACAGCUGACGUUCACAAACUAUCUAAGGCACGGUUUGGACCAAAACAUGGCUUCGAUGUGAUUGAUACUCAGUCCUGAAAGUUUUAUAUAAACACAUAAUGUGUGUGUGUAGCUACAGUGUACUACAGCCAGCAAUGUUUUUAGGGAUUAAAUCCUAUCCUCAGCAUUCCUUGGAUAUCUAAAGGAAAUGAUUGAUCUGUUUUGAAGUAGAAUUACCAAAAGCAAAGUUCAGACAGUUAAGGGCUUCUCAGAGCUGUGAACCAAAGCUUUCCUCAGCUUUAAAUGGACUUUUGGAUUUUAAAAUUACAUUUAAAAACAUCGUCUGGUUUAUAUAUCAGUCACACUUAGUCUUGGAUUAUUUCUUUUUACGCCAUGGAGGUUAUACGCCCCAGUUCCAACUCUUCCGUGCCUCCUCCUUUCCCAAUAAUGCCAGCUAUGGCUCCGUCUGUACAGCUCGGAGUCACCAUCCUUUACACUUGCCUGUACGGAGCUCUGUUCCUGAUAGUGUACAUCCAGCUCUGGUUGUUGUUAUUCUGUCGUCAUAAGAGAUGGAGCUACCAGAGUGUUUUUCUGUUCCUCUGCCUGUUUUGGGCAGCCCUUCGUACUACUCUGUUUUCCUUUUACUUCGGUGAUGCUGUUGCCGCCAACCACCUGCCCACUCCGAUAUACUGGCUCCUCUACUGUUGCCCCGUGUGCCUCCAGUUCUUUACUCUGAGCCUCAUCAAUCUCUAUUUUACGCAGGUCUUGCUCAAAGUUAGAGACUCGUUUAGUAUCGAACCCAGGAACCGAUUGUAUGUGGCCCGCUGUGUGUAUGCAACCAUGAGUGUGGUCUUCUUAGGUGUCAAUGUGGUUUGUGCCAGUCUUGGGGAGAGAGGGGACACAGGCAGGGUCAGGAACAAAACCUGGACGCUGGUACUAGUCCGUGUCUUGGUAAAUGACCUCCUUUUCAUCAUCGAGGCUGUGUGUCUGGCCACUUCGCUGCUGCUCCUGACUCGGUUCUCUCCCACCACCAGCCCUUAUUUACACAGUAAGGGGACCAGCCUUUGCAGGACAGCUGUAUUAGGAGCAGGUGUGAUCCUUCUCUUCCUCAGCAGAGCGUGCUAUAACCUUACCGUACUCAUCAUGUCACAGAAUUACAAGGUGGAGUCCUUCGGCUUUGACUGGUACAACAUCUCGGAUCAGGCUGAUCUUCGUAAUGAUCUCGGAGACAUGGGCUACAUUAUUUUCGGAGCGAUUCUUUUCAUAUGGGAGCUCCUCCCCACAAGCCUGCUGAUUCUCAUCUUCAGAGUGCCACGUCCUAAUAAAGAAAUGAACUGUAGUCCUGCCGUCAACACAACGGCUUCACGCUCAUAUUUCUUUGAUGAUCCACGAGGGAUGGAUGGUGACACGAACGCUACUUGGUCUUUCAGCAUACGCCCUAAUAGCAGCUGGUUUGGCUCCAGUGAGACGACGCCGUUGUUGUUCAACAGAACAGAUCAGACGAACCAGCAUCACUCCCUCUACUCCACCCCACAGACUUGAGCACUCCACAGGAGGGAUUUUAAGGGAUUUGGCAUUGACUAGUCUCAGGCAAUAACGCAUAAGUACCUCAGCGUGUGGAGCCCGAUAGGUGAUAUUUGCACUGAAACCUGGUCACACACUCGUGCAUAACAUUUUCAUGUUUCCAACUUAAUAGCUAUAGCAGUGUUUUAAGGAUGCUUGCAGGCUCUAUUCUGUUUACAUAAACUAGGACCACUAAAGGACUCUUCCCCUGACUCACUUAAAUUUGUCAAAGUUUUUUGUAUUUU
Messenger RNA from Ictalurus punctatus (channel catfish), 1858 nucleotides. RefSeq names its product G protein-coupled receptor 137 (gene gpr137). Lineage: Eukaryota; Metazoa; Chordata; Actinopteri; Siluriformes; Ictaluridae. Gene Ontology annotation, biological process: positive regulation of TORC1 signaling. The record is from RefSeq and is a predicted model, not a curated record. Gene Ontology annotation, cellular component: lysosomal membrane. The transcript is spliced from 8 exons. The coding region runs from base 444 to 1592 and encodes 382 amino acids.